This is a messenger RNA of Erigeron canadensis, 2002 nucleotides long. Its product is annotated as probable replication factor A 73 kDa subunit. The record is from RefSeq and is a predicted model, not a curated record. The transcript is spliced from 12 exons. Lineage: Eukaryota; Viridiplantae; Streptophyta; Magnoliopsida; Asterales; Asteraceae. The coding region runs from base 241 to 1968 and encodes 575 amino acids.
GAAAACAGAUCUACAAAACACAUCACCAUAUUAAGAGGAAAUUCAAACAAGUCUACGCAUAAAGGUUACUUUUAAACAUAUAUCUUAUAUAAUAUAAAGUUGAAGGCCUGAUUGUUUUUUGGCACUUCACACUUAUGAUGUGAUUUAUGAUUGUCAUUGAAUGAGUCUCGAUCAAAAGAAAUUUUCCAGGGUUUUUUACUAGAUGAAAUUAAACCGGGUUUUAAUGGUACAAUUGCUGCAAUGGUUUCAAGAAAAUGGGAUGUGCAUAAUGUCAGUGGGACGUAUAUGAGUACUGAUUUUAUACUUUCUGAUGAGAAGGGAAACUUGAUCCAUUGUUUUGUAAGUCACAAUAGGUCUUACAUAUUUCUAGAAAAGCUGCAGGAAGGAUCGUUGUUUUCCUUUAAAGGAUUCAAGGUCCAUUGUAAUCAUGAUACGUUCCGUAUUUUCAAGGAUGCCCUGUAUAUGCUUGAAUUUGAUGGUAACACAAAAGUUGCUAAGGCCACUGGAGAUAUUAGUCAUUAUAUUCGUUAUCCAUUUCAGUUUCUUGAAUUGGAGGAAGUUGUGCCUACUGAAAAUCUUUAUGUCGUUCACUUGAUUGGUUAUGUGACAUCUGUUGGAGAAAUCUUGACAAAAUCUACUGGUGCAAAAACUUUGGAGUUUAAUUUUACAAAUCAGCGAGGACGGCAGGUCCGUGUUACUCUGUGGGGAAAACUGGGCAACAAUAUGAUAAAAAAGAAGCUUCAGAACCCCGGUGUCUAUGCCUUGAUUCUCACUGCGAUGUGUGCAAAGAAAUACUUUGGUCAACUCGGUGUUUCCAGCUCAUCCUCAACCCAGUUGAUUGACAAUGAUGAUAUACCUGCUUUGAAACAAUUCAAAGCUGAUUUGAGUGGUCGAGACUUGAGCCAAAUAAGCGUGUCUAAUAUUCAGACUAUUCCCCAAGUUAACACACUUGCAGAAUUGUUAGACUGGGGUCGUAUGAAGAAAUCUGGCCCAGGCAAUAAUGAAGAUGAGACCGUUGUGUUCUCCAACAUGGUAGAGAUUGUCGGCGUUCGAACAAGUAGUGGGUGGUACUUGAUUACUUGCAGCUCUGGUAGAUGCUUGAAGGGUUUGACGAGGGAUGAUGGUGGUUUUAAGUGUGGGGGGUGUAACAAAACUGUGGCCUACCCCCGUUUCAGGUUUAAACUGCAGUUAGAUAUCAGGGAUGAAACAGCAACAGUUGUUGCAGUUUUGUUUGAUAAUGCUGCUGAGACGCUCCUAAAUCGGUCGGCAAAAUCACUGAUGGAAGAAGAAAUGCGGGAUGACUUAGGAGAUGAUGUUCUCCCACCUGCUUUGCAGCAGUUGCUUGGUACAAAACACAGAUUUGAGAUAAAGGGCCACUCAUAUUAUUGUGCUGGAACUUAUGAGGCAUUUAAUUGUAAUCAAGUGAUUUUGCCCGGGACAAACCCACUGCUGUUGGGAGCAGAUAGUAGCCAGCAUACUACUUCUAAAGCGACUAUGGGGUCAUCUUCCAGCAAGGUUAAGGACCCAAUUCCUGUAGUCACUCCCUUGAAGACCCGUGAACCAAGAAAACGCAAACUGCAUACCAAAAAGUCUGACCGUGUGCUUCCAACUGUUGGGAAAAAUAAAGCAGUGUUGAAUCUUGGCACUGUUGGUGAUAAAAACAGUGUCGCUGAUGCUAAUGAAAAGACGUCAAUAGAAACAACUGCAGUAAUGAUUGAUGAUUUUUUGGAAGAACCCAAACGAUCACCCCGUGUGUCAAAGAGAGGAAGGGUUAUUUAUGAAUCCGAGUCAGAUGGGGAUAACAAAACUGAAAACAAUGCAGAACAAAAUGAUGAAGAGGCUGAAGAUAAUGAAAAUGAGGCUCCCGAGUCCGAUGGGGAUAACAAAACUGAAAACAUUGUAGAAGAAAAUGACGAGGAAACUGAAGAUAACAGUGAGGAGGCUGCAGAUAACGAUGAAGAGGCUUGAGUAUCUACGUAUUGCAACCGCUCUUGAUCUUAAA